CUAAAUAUCUUUUCAUCUCUCUUCUCUCUCCCUCCACUGAAAAUAUUAUUAUUCCCAACAAACAAAAACAUGAUAAUGAGAAGCGCUUCAUCACUUGACCUUAACCUACGCGCCGCCCAGAAACCGUCUGUUCCACGGGUUAUAUCGACAGCUCGACUCGUCUCUGCUUCUCCUCGUGUUGCCAAGUCGAUUACGAGAGCUUCUUCAGAUGGAAACCUCUACAAGAUUCAGUCGCCGGAGAGCUCCAGAGCCAAAACGAUCAGCGUAUACCACGAAGAAACGGCAUCGUAUAAGGUUUUGGAAGGGUCCCGGCUGCUCCCUCAGGGAGGUUCCAACGGUGGAUUUGGUGGUCCUAGAUGCGGAGACGGUGCCGGAGGUGGCGGCGGAGGUGGAAGUGGGGGAGUAGAUAGUUAUUACGAAGAUAUGAUCCAACGUUAUCCCGGAGACACUCUUCUUCUCUCUAACUACGCUCGUUUCCUCAAAGAGGUGAAAGGUGAUGGGAGGAAAGCAGAGGAGUACUGUGAGAGAGCGAUGUUGUCUGAGAACGGAAGAGAUGGAGAGAUGCUGUCAAUGUAUGGAGAUUUGAUAUGGCAAAAUCAUGGAGACGGUGUUCGUGCUCACUCUUACUUUGAUCAAGCUGUUCAAUCUUCUCCGGAUGACUGUCAUGUUCUUGCAUCGUAUGCUCGAUUUUUGUGGGAUGCUGAAGAAGAAGAGGAAGAGGAAGAAAGUAAACUUGAAAAUGCUUUCUCUUCCUAUAACCCAUCUGUAUCAGUUGUUUCUUGACUCUGUGUGCUGAUGUUAAACCGGUGUAAUACAAUAAAAACUCAAAAGUCCGGUUUAAUCAUUCAAAAAUAUCUUUUGCACUUUGAAGAAAGACUGAUGCUAAUGUGUAGGAAAUAACGAACCAGUUAUCAGAAGUACAGAGCUGUGUAUUGUUAGGCCAUGUUUAUAGGGGGAUCACCCCAUGUGAUCUUGGGUCUUAAAAAAUUGAAAUUUAGUGAAUAGUGUCUACAAGAGCAGAUGAAAUGAUCUUAAUUAAGAUCUGUUCUCCAUGUGUUCUUGGGCUGACGUGUCCAUUUUUUGGACGUUUUAUUUUUUUUCAUUUCCAUCGUCGUUUCAUUUUUAUUUUUCUUCUUCUCCCGGAAAAGUCGAGGAGGCGAAAUCACGAGAGAUUUUUUUUUUCCUCACCGUCGUCUUUAUUCCACGAAUCGGAUUCUCCCCUCUUUCGUAUACAAAAACCCUAGUUGUCGUCAUCGUCAUCGUCGUCGUCUUCGUCGUGUCGGAACCCAGACUUUUUUCACAAACUGAUUUAGUGAAGAUGGAAUCUAAUGGAUCAGUUUCGUCGACGGCCAACUUGGAGAAGUUUCUCUGUGAGCGAUUGGUUGAUCAGUCACAGUCAAUCUCAGAGCGGUUUAGAGCUCUCUUCUCUCUUCGCAACUUGAAAGGAGCAGGACCUCGCAACGCUCUAAUCCUCGCAUCUAGAGACUCAUCUAAUCUGUUAGCACAUGAAGCUGCUUUUGCAUUGGGACAGAUGCAAGAUGCUGAAGCAAUUCCUGCUCUUGAGUCGGUUCUUAAUGAUAUGUCCUUGCAUCCCAUAGUUCGACAUGAGCAGCGGAAGCUCUUGGAGCCAUUGGUUUAGCAGGUAAUGUUGACAUUUUAAAGAAAAGCUUGAGUUCGGAUCCAGCUCAGGAAGUUCGAGAAACAUGUGAAUUAGCUCUCAAAAGGAUUGAAGACUUGGGCAAUGUUGAUGCCGAGGACCAGUCAACCACAACAGAGAAAUCACCUUUCAUGUCUGUUGACCCUGCAGGCUACUGGUGAUCCAAGUGGUUGAUGAUCCAGGCUACUGGUGAUCCAAGUGAUGAGUGGCUUCGACUUUCCCUUCAAAUCUACAAAAAGGAGAGUUUUGGACAAUAAGAAAGAAGAUUUCAACCCGCUUUCUCCUUCCGGAGUCGUCACACAUAUGACAUAUCUAUGUGCGGAUGUCAUGGAAAAAUAUAUUUGUUCCUUCCAAUGUUAUUGUGAAGCUCUUCUGCUCUUGAAUCUUGAUAUCAAUUGGCUAUGUGAGACUUAUAGCUGCUAAUUAAUGGUUAUGAUGAAUAAUUACAACUUGUAUAUAUUUCGGUAGUGCAAUAUAAGUAAAAUUUGUGUGA
Camelina sativa (false flax) is the source of this 2150-nucleotide messenger RNA. RefSeq lists its product as uncharacterized. The record is from RefSeq and is a predicted model, not a curated record. Gene Ontology annotation, molecular function: protein binding. NCBI's taxonomy places the organism in Eukaryota, Viridiplantae, Streptophyta, Magnoliopsida, Brassicales, Brassicaceae.